This is a messenger RNA of Drosophila eugracilis, 629 nucleotides long. Its product is annotated as putative RNA polymerase II subunit B1 CTD phosphatase RPAP2 homolog. The coding region runs from base 131 to 562 and encodes 143 amino acids. The record is from RefSeq and is a predicted model, not a curated record. Gene Ontology annotation, molecular function: RNA polymerase core enzyme binding; RNA polymerase II CTD heptapeptide repeat phosphatase activity. Gene Ontology annotation, cellular component: cytoplasm; nucleus. The transcript is spliced from 4 exons. Lineage: Eukaryota; Metazoa; Arthropoda; Insecta; Diptera; Drosophilidae.
AAUUUAGAAAUGUUUUUUGACGAUGACGAUUCAAAAAUUGUACUUUAAAACAAUGUUUCAUUUUUUUAUCGGUUUCUGUUUUCGUGCGAUCGCCCAUCUCAAUUGUAAAUUAUAUUAAAAAAACACAAAUAUGACAACGGAGAAGAACGACCAACUAAGGCAACAACUUAUAGCGGCGGUGGUAAAGAAACGAGCGGCGAUUGCGAGGGCUCAUGAAAUUGUGGUGCGACUUCUGGAGCCUGGAAUACCAGAGCCAGAGUUUCUAUCAAUGCUCUGGGAGAUUGGUCCAUCAAAUUAUUGUGACAUUGUGGACGAGCGGGAAAUAAAUAAACUUUGUGGAUAUCCGAUAUGCUCCAGCGUUUUAGAAAACAUUCCCAAGCAAAAGUACACCAUCUGCGCUUCUAAAAACAAGGUUUACGACUUAACAGAACGGAAGAAGUUCUGUUCCGGAUACUGCUUUAAGGCCUCCGAGUACAUUAAAUCCCAGGUGCCCACAUCGCCAUUAUGGCUACGAGAUCGGGAGACAAAACCUAGCUUCCAGCUAUUACCUCGAAAUACUUGACCAUCGAUAUAGCUCUCAAAGCGAUUAUUUAUUUCAUAUAAUAGGCAUUAAGACCAAUUCUUCAUUA